UUUCUCAAGGAUUACACUUUUUUUUUCUUUCUGAACCUGGACAUUUUAUGGACAUUAAAGCAACAAUUUUACAAAAACCUCUUAUUAUAUUUAUCUCACAGAAAAGUUAAAAUGCUGCUGGGAUUUGCUGGUGUUCUGCACUUGAUCUUUCUGACACAUGCUCAAGCCUCCCCUUAUCAGACAACCUUGCCUGUGACAUGUGAAGAUGAAAACAUCUGUACCCCCACAACGUCACAUGUGUUUAUUAGGUGCUCUUACACAAACACCAGCAUCCAGACUGUGAUCUGGUUCAGUCCUAAACAGAAAGAGAAAUGGAAGAAUAGGAAUUAUCCAGAGGAUCUCACUUUGGAUUCCGACCUAGCUGGUCGUGUGAAUCACACCGAGACCCUAAACUCCAGCACUCUGACAAUAAGAGAUGUGAGACUUGGAGACUCAGGAGAAUAUCGUUUCAUACUCGUUACAGCAAACGGAGAGAAAUAUCUCAGCUCGAUAGCCGUGAAGCUAACAGUGACAGACCUGCAGGUGAGGAUACAUCCAGGCAUCACGGAGCAGGAAUUACGUCUCACCUGUAACACUCAGUGCAGACUGACUACAAACUGGAACUCCUGGUGGAAGGAUGGCAAGCGUAUAAACGCUAAACUAAACACCGAAGCGCUUGUCUUAUCUGCUGAUGAUGGAGGAAGCUACUUCUGCUCGGUCAAAACCAAGGCAAAGAUGAUCUAUUCCCCUGCAGUGUGUGUCUGGAAACAGAACUGCUGGAAUGUGACUUAUGUGCAGAGUACAGUGUGUGCUUUCAAAGGUUCAUCGGUGAGCUUCCCUUGCACUUACUCAUAUCCCAGUGGACAAAAAGUCAAUAAAAGCUACUGGACAUUCAAUCAGAAAGACGUGAGUCUCUUGGAGCAGUUUGCAGGUCGUGUGGAGUUUGUCGGAGAUCAAGAGAGUAACUGCACUCUAAGACUGAUUGACCUUAAAGACAGCGACUCUGGAGAUUAUCGCUUUCUUUUCUCCACUCAUACCACAGAGCCAGUCUUCAGUAGCUCACUCAGGGUCCAGCUGAUUGUUACAGAUUUCCAGGUCAGGGUGAGUUUUCUCAGCAUGUCAGAUGGACAGACGGUAGCACUGAGCUGUAUCACCAGCUGUACUCUUCCUAAACAUGCGUUCAACUGGUACCAGAACAGCCAACGUGUAAUGAACAAACUCACCAAAUACAACAAUCUGUAUCUGGAUGGACCUAGCUACAAGGACAGAGACACAUACACAUGUGCAGUGAGAGAUAUUGACAUGCAGAACGUUACAGAAGCUCCAGGUGGUGAAUGGUGGUGGAUUCAGUAUGCGAUAUGGGCAGCAGGGGGAUUCAUGGCUGUUUUAACUCUACUUAUUGCUAUUCAGCUCAUCAGGAGGGCAAGACGAAAAAAGAAUGAUACCCAGAGUAUUUCAAACCCUGUAGAUGAUGACAUAUACACAGGCCUGGACUCUAUGACCAUGUCUUCCACUUAUGCUACUCUUGGAGAUGUAGAGGAUUCACUAACAGACACCUACACUACUCUGAGCUCUGCAAACCGGUCCUCUGAGUACAGCACACUGUUUAUUUAUUCAAGGUAUCUUCUGAUAAAAACGAGACAAAUUAGCAGGUAAUACUGUUAAAGCCUAAAGAUAAAGAUGCCUUUUUCAUCUAUACUGUGAGUAUUAAGCAACAUAUUUAAAAUACAGAAAUACCAUUAUGUCUAGCAGCUAAAUUCUAGUUUCAGUAUUAUAAAACCCUCACCUUCACCUUCUCUUUCUGUUUGCUCUUUUACUGGGUUUCAUCUGUCCUUUUCUCCUCAUGUGUCUGUUUCUACUAGAGGUACCUAUCAAGCAAAAAUCCUGGGAGCAGGCAGUCACAUAUGAUGUUCAUUAAUAAAGGAGUGGACUCAUCGGAUUCAGCAGAUUGCAUGCCCUGUGCUGCGCUAUGCAUUUUCUCAUAUGUUCAUUCAUUCCUCUUCAGUUUCUGAUUUAUCCAGGUCAGGGUCACUGUUUCCUAAUAUAUGUACCAAGUAUGUUUGUUAUUAGGAAAUAUCUUGGGCAAAAACCUAAGAGCUGCAGCUCCAGGUGGGAUUAGUCAUAUUUUCUGAGGGAGUGGGAUUUUAAAAUACGGUCUAAUUUGUAGUAAUGUUUGAUAACAUGGAAAUUUUAACUAGCUAGCCUACCAGUCUACAUUAUACCAAGUAUUAGCUACGUCAGAAUUCUCUGGCAGUAACCAGGAACUGGGAGGCAGCAACACUACCUGCUGUGCCACUGUACCACCAACUGAUACUCAAACUGCUUCAUAAGGCAGCCUAGCACAACCUAGCUAGCUAGAACUGUCUGUGCUAGCAAACACUUCUUUCAUCAUAAACAUAUUGCCCAAAGUUUUGGGACACCCCUUCAAAUCAUUGAAUUGAGGUGUUGUUUUUCAGGGGUUGGGCCCUUAGUUCCAGUGAAAGGAACUCUUAAUGCUUCAGCAUACCAAGACAUUUUAGACAAUUUCAUGCUCCCAACUUUGUGGGAACAGUUAGGGGAUGACCCCUUCCUGUGUACAUGACUGCACACCAGUGCACAAAGGAUGAGUGAGUUUGGUGUGGAGGAACUUGACUGGCCUGUACAGAGUCCUGACCUCAACCCGAUAAAACACCUUUGGGAUGAAUUAGAGCAGAGACUGUGAGCCAGGCCUUCUCAUCCAACAUCAGUACCUGACCUCACAAAUGUGCUUCUAGAGGAAUGGUCAAAAAUUCCCAUAAACACACUCCUAAACCUUGUGGAAAGCCUUCCCAGAGGAGUUGAAGCUGUUAUAGCUGCAAAGGGUGGGCCAACUCCAUAUUACAUUCAUGUGCAUGUAAACGCAGACGUCCCAAAACUUUUCGCAAUAUAGUAUAGUUUGUGAUCAGUUUAGAGCUUUAUAUAGUUGAAGGAAAACUGACAGUUUAAAUAUGAAUGAAUUUUUUUUUUUGUAAAAUGGUCAAAAAUAGACCUGCAGUUGACUAAAGGACUGAGAGACUCAUUGGCAUAUGCACACAUACACACUUACAAUGGUGUCCAUAAUGGCUUUGAUUUUUUUUCUUUUUUUCACAUCAUUUUUAAAGCUGUGAGCGUUUUUGUUGACUCCCACUCCCAGUCUUGUCCUCCUUUCAGGGAGCUCUUUAUAACACUUCUUUUCUCCUACUGAGUGACACAGUGAUGAAUGCAAACAGCUCUUUCUUUCUCUCCCUGACUUCCUCACUGGACAUUCUUCUUUCAUUAGUAAAGAGGAAGCUGGUGGGUGAUUUAUUUGAGGACUUGAUCUGUGUGAGGGCGACUGAAUGUGACUGUCCGGCUGUGUAGAGAAAGUUGGAACAGGUGCAUAUGCCUUUUCUGCUUGAUGAAUGAAAGAAGAGUGAAAGACUUUGAAUGAGCAACAACUUGGGCAAAGGAAUGACAUGCAUGGAUUGAAAAAGUGUGUUUUGAUCACUAUGUGAACCCUAGUUAAAGUUCAUUGUUUUAAAUUCAGCGUUCACUUCAGCAAAUAAAAAUUCCACUGGAGAUUAUGUAUGGAAUAAUACAAUAAAAAGUACAGUAAUCACUGACCUGGUGGUAUGAUGUGGCCUGAUGUGAAGCAGGGUUACUGUUACCACCCCUACAAUAACAACAUGCCUUGAAUUGUUUUAUUCCCAAUAUACAAAAGAAAUUUGAUCUCAUCAGGCAUUUUAUCUGUUUAUACUUGUGUUUAAUGCUGUGGAACAUCUGUGAAAUGAUUUAGAUGAAUUUAAUGGCUGAUGCCUAUAAACAUAAACCUCAUACAGUG
Hemibagrus wyckioides is the source of this 3796-nucleotide messenger RNA. RefSeq lists its product as uncharacterized. Bases 112 to 1635 code for a protein of 507 amino acids. The record is from RefSeq and is a predicted model, not a curated record. Lineage: Eukaryota; Metazoa; Chordata; Actinopteri; Siluriformes; Bagridae. The transcript has 10 exons.